Messenger RNA from Vombatus ursinus (common wombat), 1296 nucleotides. RefSeq names its product pancreatic triacylglycerol lipase-like. The coding region runs from base 1 to 1296 and encodes 431 amino acids. The record is from RefSeq and is a predicted model, not a curated record. Gene Ontology annotation, biological process: lipid metabolic process. The transcript is spliced from 12 exons. Lineage: Eukaryota; Metazoa; Chordata; Mammalia; Diprotodontia; Vombatidae. Gene Ontology annotation, molecular function: protein binding; triacylglycerol lipase activity.
AUGCUGCUAAUUUGGACAAUCCCUCUGCUAUUGGGCAUAGUGGCAGGAGAUGAAGUUUGCUAUCCAAGAGUCGGAUGCUUUACAGAUGAUAAACCAUGGGCUGGUAUUUCUGGAAGACCCUUUAAAGUGCUCCCCUGGUCUCCACAAGACAUCAACACCCGUUUUCUUCUGUAUACCAAUGAAAACGCAAACGAGUAUCAAGAAAUUCUUCCAGACAAUUUGAAUUUGUUUAAAGUGGAAGAGGUAAACUGCAUCUGUGUGGACUGGAAAAAGGGUUCACGGACUUUAUAUACCCAAGCCUCACAAAAUAUUCGAGUAGUGGGGGCUGAAAUAGCCUAUUUUGUGGAUUAUCUCAAGACCGAACUUGGAUACUCUCUUUCCAAUGUCCACAUCAUUGGUCACAGUCUGGGAUCGCAUGUUGCUGGAGAGGCUGGGAGAAGGUCAAAUGGUCUCAUUGGACGAAUCACAGGAUUGGAUCCUGCUGAGCCUUUCUUUGAAGGGACCCCAGAAGAAGUUCGAUUGGAUCCCAGUGAUGCCUUGUUUGUUGAUGUCAUUCACACAGAUGCUGCUCCUAUCAUCCCUUACUUAGGUUUUGGAAUGAGUCAGCUGGUGGGACACCUUGAUUUCUUCCCAAAUGGAGGAGAGGAAAUGCCCGGAUGUCAGAAGAAUAUUCUUUCUCAGAUUGUCGAUAUAAAUGGAAUCUGGGAAGGAACUCGUGAUUUUGCAGCAUGUAAUCACCUACGAAGUUACAAGUAUUAUGCAGAUAGCAUCCUCAACCCAGAUGGCUUUUCUGGAUACCCCUGUGCUUCCUACAAAGAUUUUGAGGCAAAUAAGUGCUUCCCUUGUCCAUCUGGAGGGUGUCCACAGAUGGGCCACUAUGCUGACAGAUUUGCUGGUAAAACGAGCUCAGUGGGAGAGGUCUUAUAUCUGAAUACUGGAGAGGCCAGUAAUUUUGCUCGUUGGAGGUAUAAAGUAACUGUCACAUUGUCUGGAACCAAGGUUACUGGAAAAGCAAUAGUUUCUUUGUUUGGAAGUAAUGGAAACAGCAGGCAAUAUGAGAUUUAUAAGGGGAAACUACAACCAGGCUCUACACAUACUAAUGAGAUUGAUUCAAAUUUCAAUGUUGGAACACUUCAAAAAGUUAAAUUUCUUUGGGACAACAAUAUGAUCAAUCCAACCCUGCCCAAAGUAGGAGCAUCGACGAUCACUGUAGAAACUUCAGAUGGACAAAUGUACAAUUUCUGUAGCAACGAAACUGUAAGAAAAGAAGUUCUGCUAACUCUCUAUGCUUGCUAA